UGAGCAUUAAUCUACGCAGUUGGAAUACGUUGAUAUGAGUCAACAGAGUUGUAAAAUUGUCAUAAAUAAGAGUAUUAGACUUUCCUCGUAAAAUUACCCAUUCAAAACGCUACUCUCACAAAUAACAGUUUUCAGAGCAUUUUCAAUGUAUGUGUUUGCGAACUCUUCCAAUAAAUAUUAUCACAUGUUUUUCUUCAAUUCGCCAUGUUUACAGACCACAUUGAGCAGGAAGUUUAUUAACAAAGGGAAUUAAAGGGAAUUUCCUCACAGGGAUGAAAUAUAACAUCCUAGUAGCUCUGUUGCAAAUAUUCCAUAGACUUACCCACUAUAUUUGAAAUAUCCUUACAACCAAACCGAACCAAUGGUUUCCUUGCCACAUGAAGGAUGUCAAAUCGUGAUGUAUAUAGCUGGGCUGGAGCACUAACUAUGCGCUGUCUCGGUUUGGUGGACUCUACUCAUGUUAAUCUGAUUUUCAGACAUGUAGAGGCAUCUCAGAAGGCAUCUGACCCAUUGUUUAGACACUAACCAGGGAGAAGCUAUGAAGAAACUGAUGCACAUAGGCUUCUCUUUGGGUAUUCUUCUGACACUGCUGCAUGGCGUCAAGGGUGAAGACUACUUGGUGGCCGUGGCAUAUAAGGGUGAAGACUCGCACAUCAGGUUCACAGCAGGAGAAACUGGGGGCCUGGUGGAGAUACAGUAUCCGCACCUCACCUACAGAAGGGUCGAUCUAUUGGGUCCAUUCAGUUACGUCUCGUCCAUGGUACGGGAUGAAAAUAAAAUCACGAGCAGUUUAGAAAAUAAGGCUGUCGUUGUGAGCGGAAGUGACGAAGAUGUGAACAUUGUGGUAGAUGCUGACGGUAUAUUCUCUCCACUUCCUAUAUCUGCCCUUGGGACCAAGUACAUUUUACCUUCAAGUCUCGCAACUGACAAUGAUUAUCAAUCCUUGUUACUAAUAGCUACAUACAACAUCAGCACUACUGUUGAUAUAUUCCUCCGAAUGAACAGAGGAAGUAUCAGCUUUGCCAAUUACCGUUACAGUGACGGUGAUGAAUUAUCCCUUAAACUUAAUCCGUAUCAAACGUUCAGGAUGUCCACUCCAUAUGAUCUGAAUGGAACGGUCAUUGACAGUGAACACAGCAUAGCCGUCUAUAGUGGUAUUGAAUAUGCCUCCAAGUACACGGUGUAUGACCAACUACUGCCGGUCAAACACUACGGACAGGAGUAUGUUGUUGCUGUAGAUGACACCAAAGUGGAGCUGCAGAUCAUCAGUGAACACAGCCACGUGCAGAUCACCUUCAGUUCUGGAGCCACAGUCUCUACCGGCGAGCGUCGCCUCUAUAACCGUUCACUUGAACGGGGAGAGAGUCUUCACUUCACCGCCACACGCCCGGUACUGGUGACACUCAGUCGAGGUGAUGGUUACAGCAGUUCCUUCACAACCGUACCACCAGUACACUCGUACGUCACUCACAGAGGAGUCUUGCUGUUUGGUGAAGAUCUCAAUAUAACACAAAAGAUACUUACUGACAAGAAAGCCAUUGUGUUGAUUAAGGACAAAGAGGUCAACGACCUUUUGACAUGGAGGGGUAUAGAAGGAAGCAGAUACAAAGUUGGCACACUGGUACAGUGCAAGUCAGGACGUAUAUAUUCUACAUCCAUAUCCAGCGACUUCCCCUUCACAGUUCUGUCCUUCUAUAACGGAUCGGUCUAUAACAGCGGCUACAAAGUGUCUGUAGAUGAACCGGAACAUUAUACAGAUCCAAGUUACUUGAUGGUGAUCUUCGAAAAGUACAGACGUAGACCUCGGAUACUCGCCAGUGCUGGAGAGACAGGGGGCCAGUGGCAGGUACAGGAUCCACACUCUGGGCGAGUCUGGUCUCGGCGCUUCAACCCUUACAACACAGACUACUUUAUCCCCAGUACCAGAACCACCAGUGUAGUGCUUGUUCAUGUCAGAGAUGAUGAUAUUCAGAUCAGAGGGACAGUGGAUUCUGUCACAUUAUUCUCUCCCCUUCCUGUGUCGGCACUAGGCACGAAGUACAUCAUGUCUUCCUGUCUCCCUUCUACUGACAACAUUCACCGGGACACAACGUCGUACAUGUCCGUCUUGGUGAUAGGCACACACAGCAAGGAGGCGGAUAUUGACAUCAUCUUCAGACUGGACGGCAACGUCACCUAUGACGGCAGGACCUACAUCGACGGGGACACUCUCAGUAUUAGAUUGGAUAAGUAUCAGACUUUCUCCUUAAACAGUUCAUCUGAUAUGACUAGAACCAUCGUUAAUGCUACGGAGACAAUAGCCGUCUAUAGUGGAACAUACGUUGUGAGCAUUGCACUCUUCACUACUUUCGAGCAGUUGCUGCCUGUGAAACAUUAUGGACAUGAGUAUAUUAUAGCUAUCCAGGACCAUUACCAUGUCCGCUCAUACGUGAGUGCCCUGCCAUACCAGCUUCAAGUUGUUACUGACCACAGUGACACAAGCAUCAUGUUUAAUAACGGUUCUUCCAUAUCAGUGGGUGAAGAUGGAGUGUACCGUACACAAUGUGGAAAUAAUGAAACGUUCUACUUCAACACCACAAGGCCAGUUAUGGCCACUCUGUGUACUUCGGGAAGGCAUUACUAUUCUGAUGGGCUAGUUGUAGUGCCCCCGGUAAGUCUUUAUUCCAAGUUCACAACACUACAAGCCCCAGGUACCAUGCAGAUAUUGACAGACCAAAAAACAACAAUGUGGACGUUCAACAAGCCCAUUACAAUCCCUCUACAGUCUUCAGCCCUCCGGUGACAUGGAAGAAUCUGUCAGGUACAAGAUACAAAGUGGGGACAUUGAGAAGCAGGAGCUACACAACAACCAUCCGUUCUAACUCUACCUUUGCUGUCCUUGGAUACAAUCUUUACACCGUGUACAAUGGAGGAUACAGUUUUAGCACAUAUCCAGAUACAGGUGGCAACCCGACCAACACUGCUAUGAUCGUGGGUGUAGUCUGUGGAAUAGUCAUUGUGGCUCUCCUGGUCGCCUUUAUGGCAUAUGUACUCUA
Haliotis rubra (blacklip abalone) is the source of this 3035-nucleotide messenger RNA. RefSeq lists its product as uncharacterized. The record is from RefSeq and is a predicted model, not a curated record. NCBI's taxonomy places the organism in Eukaryota, Metazoa, Mollusca, Gastropoda, Lepetellida, Haliotidae. Bases 539 to 2782 code for a protein of 747 amino acids. The transcript is spliced from 4 exons.